This is a messenger RNA of Tripterygium wilfordii, 5264 nucleotides long. Its product is annotated as pentatricopeptide repeat-containing protein At2g33680-like. Gene Ontology annotation, biological process: RNA modification. The record is from RefSeq and is a predicted model, not a curated record. Bases 439 to 2286 code for a protein of 615 amino acids. The transcript is spliced from 2 exons. Lineage: Eukaryota; Viridiplantae; Streptophyta; Magnoliopsida; Celastrales; Celastraceae. Gene Ontology annotation, molecular function: RNA binding; protein binding.
UUAUUCUCUUCAAUGUUUUUCGAUGUGGUAUUUUUCGCCUGUCUUGUCAUUAAAUUGACCAUCACAUCACGUGAUCACUUCAUGUGCGUUUGUCGUUUUCUGCACGGAGAACAUGGCUGGGCUUCAACAUUUGACAAAUGAAGUCAAGCCCAAUAUGGUUACCGGAGUUCAUGCCCAAAACCAUCUUCCUCUACAAGUUCAAAAUUCUUCGUUAACCCGGAAGAGCAAACUUCAUCUGCUGGAGUAUCCAUGUCCGUACGAUCAAGAAACAACUUCUCGGCUUGUCGUCGCUGGAGGCAAACCUCAGAUUUUGAUAACGAUUCUAAUCAGGGUUAGGAGGUAAACCCUAAUUCUGGUUAGAUUUCGAGUUGAAUACAAAGCUUGGUAUUUAUUAAGUUCAACUGGAUAUGAAGAAGUGAUUUUUAACUGCAACAACUUAUGUUUCUUCAGUAUGGUCCAGAAACUAUAGGCGCUCUGUUGCACCAAUGCUCUAAACUAAAGGCAUUUCGCCAAGGGUGUUCCCUUCAUGCUGUUGCUUCGAAAACAGGAAUAAGUUCUGAUGUUAUUGUCUCCAACCAUCUACUUAAUAUGUAUGCCAAGUCUGGGAAUACUGGGUAUGCUAGACAACUGUUCGACGAAAUGGCUGAAAGGAACUUGGUGUCUUGGUCAGCUAUGAUCUCUGGUUAUGACCAGGCGGGGGAGCCACUAUUGGCACUUGACCUUUUUUCUCAAAUGCAAUUUGUGCCCAAUGAGUACAUAUUUGCUAGUGCUAUCAGUGCUUGUGCCAGACUUUUGGCUCUGGGGCAAGGGCAACAAAUUCAUGCUCAGUCGUUGAAAUUCGGCUAUGCAUCGAUUUCUUUUGUUUCCAACUCUCUCAUUUCAAUGUACAUGAAAUGUGGCCAGUGCAGCAAUGCCCUAUCAGUCUAUGAUGGGGAUGCUGAACUGAAUUCAGUAACUUAUAAUGCCUUGAUUACUGGGUUCUUAGAUAACCAACAAUCUGAAAAGGGAUUUGAGGUGUUUCGACUUAUGCUCCGACAAGGUCUUGUGCCAGAUAGAUUUACUUUUGCGGGAUUACUGGGUAUUUGCACCAGUUUAGAGGAUUUAGAGAGAGGAUCAGCAAUGCAUUGCCAAACAAUCAAGCUUAACCUACACUCCACCCCCUUUAUUGGCAAUUUGAUAAUAACAAUGUAUUCAAAAUUCAAUUUAGCAGAAGAAGUACAAAAAGUCUUCAGAUUGAUAAACGACAAAGAUGUCAUUUCGUGGAACACCUUUAUAGCUGCUUGUUCCCAUUGUAGUCAUCAUGAAAGGGGUUUGACAGCUUUCAAAGAGAUGUUAGUUGAGUCUUGUAUGAGGCCUGAUGAUUAUACAUUUGCCAGUGCCCUUGCUACCUGUUCAGGGCUUGCCUCGAUACAUCAUGGCAAGCAAAUUCAUGGUCAUCUAAUGCGGCAUGGGCUGAAUCAAGAUGUAGGAGUUGGCAAUGCAAUUGUUAACAUGUAUGCUAAAUGUGGUUCCAUCGGAUAUGCUUAUAAUGUGUUUUACAAGAUGUCUCAUCACAACCUGGUCUCGUGGAAUACUAUUAUUGCUGGAUUUGGAAAUCACGGUCUUGGAAGGAGUGCCCUUGAGCUUUUUGAGCAGAUGAAGGCAAAGGGGGUAAUGCCAGAUUCUGUUACGUUUCUUGGACUUUUAACAGCUUGCAAUCAUGCAGGUCUGGUGGAUGAGGGCCAGUUUUACUUCAACUCCAUGGAAUCCGUUCAUGGUAUUACUCCUGACAUUGAGCAUCUUUCUUGUCUGAUUGAUUUGUUGGGACGAGCUGGGAGAUUAUAUGAAGCAGAAGAUUAUAUGAAAAGAUUUCCUUUCGGGUAUGAUGUGGUGAUUCUAGGGAGCUUGCUUUCUGCAUGUCGUGUACAUGGAGAUGUUGUCAUGGGUGAACGUUUAGCUAGGCAGCUUCUGAAGCUUCACCCAAUAACUACAUCGCCUUAUGUUUUAUUGUCAAACUUGUAUGCUUCAGACGACAUCUGGGAUGGUGUUGCGGAGGCAAGGAACAUGUUGAAGGUUAGUGGAUUGAAGAAGGAGCCUGGCCACAGUCUGAUUGAAGUAAGUGGAGUCUUUGAAAAAUUCACGAUUGGUGAUUUUUCACAUUCAAGAAUCGAGGAGAUAAAGGCCAUUCUCAAUAUUUUAAGUUGGGUUGUGGUUGAAGAUUAUUUGAACCCUUUAUUUCUCCUUGACCUGGACUUUCGGAUCUUGCAGGCAGAUUAUAAAGCAUCAAGUUGUAUAUACAACGGAUAAUUGCUUUUUGCAAUAUUGAUUUGUAUAAUAUUCUAAUGGAAAUUGCCUAUGAUUCAUGUGAGCAAGUACAAAACAAGGUGAUGACUUCAGAUGGAAUUGUUUUUGGCAACAAAUACAUUCUUUGCAGGGAGGGAAAUGUUAUCAGGGUCUAUUAUGAGGUCGUGUGGUGUUGUUAUGGAGCUUCAGGGAAUGGUAUUCCUUGAUAAAUGGAAUCUAAAAUGAUUGCUGAUAACGUAGUGCAAGUGCUUCUUAUUUGUGUCAGACUGCUUGCAUCCAUGAGAAAUGUCGAAUAUGAUAGAAAUUCUUGAUUCACGUUUUUCAGUUAGUAAGAAGACAAUAUGGCGAACUUGUGGUUUUGUUGGAGCCGAAGAUGCCAUUACUUUUUUAUUACAAAUGACACAUUAAUUCUUCUCUCCGUCAGUCACAGAACAAAAACUUGUGGUUGUUGUUGGAGCCGAAGAUGCCAUUACUUUUUUAUUACAAAUGACACAUUAAUUCUUCUCUCCUUCAGUCACAGAACAAGGUACCCAGUGAAAGCCUCAUUUUGACUACUGAUUUUGUUGAUCAGAUGUGUGGGGAGUAAUGGUUUUCUGCAUUUUGAUUCUCUUAUGAAUACGUUUUCAGGCUUGAUAUCUUUCGAUAUGUCUAUAUACCCCUUGAUGGUGUCUACUUCCUUUUGAGAUAUGAUGUCUGGCCAUUUCAACUUUUCUAACUCUCUUGCUUUGUAUGAGCUUUUUUUUUUUUAAUUACGGAUGAUUGUUGGAGAAGUUGCAGGUCCGAUAAUUCAUAAUUUGCUGUGUUUAGAAUAAGAGACAUGCUUCUGAGGAGUGAGCUCCAUUUGUAUAAGUGGUCAAGUUCCUCACCACCCUGCCUAAAGGCAAGGGUGCAAACUUCAAAAUCCCAUUCUGAUUGAAUGAUCAAAAGAAUCUAGAUUUUCAAAUUUCACUAGUUGCAGAAAAUAAUUUCAUACUCUGAUCGUGUGAAUUUUGUAUUAUCAACUGUCUUCGACAUGUAACUUUACAUUUCCACAUAAAAAGUUUGGAAGAUAGUACAACUAUGAUACUAAUUGGGUUUUCUUUUCAUCUAACCAUUAAAUGGUUGAUAGCAGAUCUAAAUAUGUUUUGGUUUCUUCUUCCAUGGAUUGCACUUGUAAAUAUACAAGUUUAGUGCUGCUUCCAGUCCUCAUUAUCUGUCUGCAGGCUCAAGGUAAAGGCAAUAAACAGUUUAUUUCCAUAAUUUCAAUUAUGGAGACAAAUGUUUGGAAUUCUUUACACUUUUUGUAGUAAUAUUUACUCGGGAAGUUGAAGACUCCGGAUUCACAGCCUUUUUGGUGCCUUUUAGUUGUUAUUGAUGUCGUUUAUCCUGUAGCGUAAGAAUGAAUGUGGUACUUGAAGCCUGAUAUGCCAUGGAAACAUCAGCACCUACUCAAGGAAUUGUAUUAAAGAAGAAGCCAGUAACCCUCUGCACAACUGAGCCACUUAAGCUCAUCUGUUUGGCUUCAAUGUCAGCAUGCACAAUGAUCAAUUCAUUUGAAGAGAUCCAUGUAAUUUUCCAUUGGAAGACACUUCAGUUUUGACAGAUUUCUGUGCAAAAAACAUGCUGGUGCUUGAGAUUUCCAGAGACCUCUUGCAUGCCAUGUUCAAGCUGGUAAUGAGUGAAUCAGUCGAUGUUCAAGCUAGUGUAAAAUGAGUGGCCAAAGUGAAACAAAUGGAACGUGAGGGACUGAGAUGUAACAGGGGCUAUCUAUCAGUGGCCAAAAGUGUACUUUCCUCAACUCUCUUGCUUUCGAUCAGCUUUUUUUGUUUUAUUACGGAUUAUUCUUGGAGAAGUUGCAGGUCAAAUAAUUUGCUGUGUUUAGAAUAAGAGACAUUCUUCUGAGGAGCUCCAUUUGUUUAAAUGGUCAAGUUCCUCACUACCCUGCCUAAAGGCAAGGGUUCAAAAUCCCAUCCCCAUUGAACGAUCAAAAGAAUCUAGAUUUUCAAAUUUCACUAGUUGCAGAAAAUUAUUUCAUACUUUGAUCUUGUGAAUUUUGUAUUAUCAACUGUCUUCGACAUGUAACUUUACCUUUCCACAUGAAAACUUUAGAAGAUAGUAAGAGUAUGUUACUAAUUGGGUCUUCUUUUCAGGUAACCAUUAAAUGUUGAUAGCAGAUAUAAAUCUUUUUUGAUUUCUUCUUCCAUGGAUUGGUAAAGAUACAAGCUUAGUGCUGCUGUGAGUCCUCAUUAUCUGUCUGCAGGCUCAAGGUAAAGGCAAUAAACAGUUUAUUUCCAUAAUUUCAAUUAUGGGGACAAAUGUUUGGAAUUCUUUACACUUUUUGUAGUAAUAUUUACUCAGGAAGUUGAAGAGUCCGGAUUCACAGCCUUUUUGGUGCUUUUUAGUUGUUAUUGAUGUCGUUUAUCCUGUAGCGUAAGAAUGAACGUGGUACUUGAAGCCUGAUAUGCCAUGGAAACAUCAGCACCAACUCAAGGAAUUGUGUUAAAGAAGAAGCCAGUAACCCUCUGCACAACUGAGCCACUUUAAGCUCAUCUGUUUGGCUUCAAUGUCAGCAUGCACAAUGAUCAUUUGAAGACAUCCAUGUAAUUAUCUAUUGGAAGAUGCUUCAGUUUUGACAGUUUUUUGCGCAAAAACAUGAUGGUACUUGAGAUUUCUGGAGACCUCCUGCUGGCCAAACAUGAGUUGAUGGAGAACACGCGCUUACGACUUGCUUGUGAAAUUUGUGAAUCAGUGAAUGUUGCUUGUGAAAUUUGUUCCAAAAUGAGUUUGUUAGCUGCCUCUGUGUGGUGAACUCCAUCCCAAGAUGUGGAUCAUUGUUGUGUUAUCCUCUGCUUUGUCUAGCAUGUCAUUUGGUACAUUUUCACUUGGAAAAGAUAUUGCCUGGCAUCCCAUUGAUCCUGCAUUGUGGAUCCAAAACGCUUUUGCUCCCAAAUUUUAUAGAUUCUGCAAAAUACAUACACAAUAAAUAAUCCCGAUUUCUCUUA